AUGCAGCAGCGGGCCGUCCGAGCCGGGCUGCCGCCGGGCGCCGUCGCGGCGUUUGCGACCGCGUCAGACGCGGUCGGCCAGGAGCCCACGUGCACGCGAUGCCGCAUCGAGCCUCUGAGCGGCGAGGCCGCUGACGCGCUCUCGGACGUCCUGCUCAGCUUUGGGGCCCAGUCAGUGGUGGUGGAGGAGUAUCGCGCGCCUGGGGCGCCAGAGCAGGAGGUGUUUGGCGCCGAGUCGGGCCUGUGGGACACCUGCAGCGUGGUGGCGCACUUCCCCCUGGAGCACGACGCAGACGCGACGCUGGUGAUCGCGCGCGACGUGCUGCGGGAGGUCCUGGGGGAGACCGGCGAUGGCCAUGAGGGGGACGUUGGCAGCAGCGGCAGCGGCGGCGGCAGCGGCGGCGGCAGCGGCGGCGGCAGCGGCAGCAGCGGCGGUGGUGGUGGGGAUUGGGGGUGGAGCUACACGCUGGAACCGGUGGUGAACACUGAGUGGGUUGAGCAGAUCAAGGCCAGCUACGUGCCGCUCCAGGUCCUGCCAGGGCUGUACAUAGUGCCCACGUGGUCACAGCCCGAGGACCCAGCAGCCAUGAACAUAACCCUGGAGCCCGGCGUCGCAUUCGGAACAGGCGAGCACCCCACGACGCGGCUGUGCCUGGGUCACCUCUGGUCGCUCCGGGAGGAGCUGCCCGGCAGCCGCGUGGUCGACUACGGCUCUGGAUCGGGGGCCGUGGGCACGGACACAGACCCCCUCGCUGUUAAGGCGGCCGCGCGCAACGCGGAGCUGAACGGGCAGGGGCCCCGCUUUGUGUCGCUGCAGUGCUCGCCGGACCUGGCGGGGCCGGAGCCCCUGGGGGAGGCCGGCCUGCCUGCUGCCGGCGCAUACGACCUGGUGGUGGCCAACAUACUGCGCGGCCCCCUGCUGGAAUUGGCGCCCCGCCUGUCGGGGUACGUCCGGCCGGGGGGCAGGCUGGCGCUGUCAGGGCUGCUGGCGGAGCAGGUGCCUGAUGUGCAGGCGGCAUACUCGGCUGCCUUUGACGGGUUCGAGGUCUGCACGGACGGCUCUUGGGCGCUAGUGACGGCGCGGCGACGGCUGCAAGACUAA
Molecule: messenger RNA, 1101 nt
Organism: Monoraphidium neglectum
Lineage: Eukaryota; Viridiplantae; Chlorophyta; Chlorophyceae; Sphaeropleales; Selenastraceae
Product: ribosomal protein L11 methyltransferase
Exons: 10
Coding region: 1-1101 (366 amino acids)
Biological process (GO): peptidyl-lysine trimethylation
Molecular function (GO): protein-lysine N-methyltransferase activity
Source: RefSeq, a predicted model, not a curated record